GGAACAGUGUCGGCAAAACAGCGAGAACCAACCGUUGAGCCUGGUUGAGCUUUGAUGGAGAGUCAACUUUGGCCGAAAACAUUGUGUUUCAAACUAUUAAUAGGCAUUGAAGUGGCGACGAGAGCUGUUUCAAAUAUUGCAAGCUCCUUUAACACAAGCAAACUAGGCUGCAAAUUUCCAACCAUCUCGAUCUCAAAAUCUGAAAGCAGCUCAACAACCUUUAUUUUUGUCAUCAAUAAGGUAGGCAAGAUUGGCAGCUGAUUUCAAAGCGAGAAUGACUUAUCCCCGCACAGUUCGUUAUUCUACGCUCGUCCGCUUUAUUUUCCCCGUCGCCCUGGUGUCUCUGCUUGUCGUCAUCUUCGCCGUCGUUGUAAUAGAUUUGGUUUUCACCAUGUCACUAGGGCUCAAUGGUCGCUGCGAGCCACAUCUGCCAGCAACUGAUGAACGGAUCAAGAAAUUGAUGCUGUCCAACGUGCACGAGUGCCGAGCUGACAAAUCAAGGGAAAUAUCAGAAACUACCAAAUUUCUCCGAGAGAAAAAUGACAAACUAAACAAGAAAGUUCAUGAGCUGCUGCUGCAACGACGCAAAGAAAUGUCCACAGCAGAAAAAAAUGCUCUUGAAAAUGAGCUGACGGUGAAUCGCGAGUUGUUCGAUUACCUGGUGGCAAGUUUGCGCGACACUCCUUAUCCCGGAGUGGACAACUACACCCGCUACACCGUGGCUCGAUUGGGAUUGGCUCCUUUGGUUGGUGCGGAGCCGCUGAUUCCCGAAUUCGGUCCCGUCAUCAACGACGUCCUCUCGUUCAAAUAUCCCAUCUCCGUUCCGCCGUGCCAGGAUCGAGUCAUCACCGGUGGUCGAACUGUUUUCGUCGCUGUCAUAUCGACGGCUGAGAAUUCCGACAAGCGGAAACUAAUUCGACAAAAGUGGAAAAAUAAAUUAAAAGAAGUGCACGAAGAGGGUCUACUCGUAGUUGGAGGUUUCGCGUUCGUUUUGGGUCUGACGGAAGAUCAGGAAACGCAAAGUAGCAUCGAGGAAGAGGCCAAGACUAACGAGGACAUCAUUCAGAUCGACAUUCCUGAUAUCGACGAGAAUUUGCCUCUGAAAAGAAUCGCUGUGCUCAACUGGGUGAACAACCAAUGCGGUGAAAUUGAUUUCGUUGUCAAAGUAUCCGACAACGUUGACGUCAACGUUCUCAAUCUAGCCCAAUUUGUCCACUCCCACCACCACAACUCCAAUAAAAGCGUUUUCGGAGUUGGGAAAUACAGCUUGGGUCGGCCUGAUCGAGCGAAUUUGUCAGCGGACGAAAAAUGGAAAAUGGCUGUCGAGGAGUGGCCGUGGAAACAGUACCCCCCUCACAUAUUGGGAGACAUGAUGGUUUUGAUAACCGGAAAUUCUAUUCGGCCGUUAUUAGCUGCUUGUCAGACGACGCCUCUUAUGCCGGUGGAAAACGUCUACUUCUAUGGGAUUUGUACGAAAAAAGCUGGCAUUCAAAAUCACAAUUACACAGGCCCCUCUUUGAUUCAAUAAUUGAUGGGCUCCCAGCACAACCAUGCACUCACCAUCAACACUAAAAUUAAUGAAGUUGACGACCAUUGAUUUUCAUUAUAAAUAAAAGCUUUACCAAAUUUGCCUAAUUUUGAGGUAGUUGUCGCAUUAUCGCAUAAUUAUACAUUUAGAAUAAUAAUCGCGUUAUCGCAAAAGGGUACAUGGUAAAAUGGUUUUUAUCAACUAUUUGUUGAUUCCAAAUGCCCCGGGUUCCUAUCUUACUCCAUUCACAUUUCCGAUUGUCCCUUCCUCCCACUGUUCCCAUGUCUAUGUAUAAUAUACAAUACAUUGUACUAACAAAACUACUAACUAAAUCUUACAUGUACUAACACUCUGUUGGAACAGCAACCUAACGAUCAGGU
This is a messenger RNA of Daphnia pulex (common water flea), 1908 nucleotides long. Its product is annotated as lactosylceramide 1,3-N-acetyl-beta-D-glucosaminyltransferase-like. Gene Ontology annotation, molecular function: hexosyltransferase activity. Gene Ontology annotation, cellular component: membrane. Bases 275 to 1528 code for a protein of 417 amino acids. The record is from RefSeq and is a predicted model, not a curated record. The transcript is spliced from 4 exons. NCBI's taxonomy places the organism in Eukaryota, Metazoa, Arthropoda, Branchiopoda, Diplostraca, Daphniidae.